AUGUUCCGGUGUGGAGGCCUGGCGGCGGGUGCCUUGAGGCAGAAGCUGGUACCCUUGGUGCGGACAGUGUGCGUCCGAAGCCCGAGGCAGAGGAACCGGCUCCCAGGCAACUUGUUCCAGCGACGACAUGUUCCCCUAGAACUCCAGAUGGCAAGACAAAUGGCUAGCUCUGGUGCAUCAGGGGGCAAAAUCGAUAACUCUGUGUUAGUCCUUCUUGUGGGCUUAUCAACCAUAGGAGCCGGUGCAUAUGCCUACAAAACAGUAAAAGAUGACCAAAAAAGAUACAACGAAAGAAUUUCAGGGUUAGGGUUGACACCAGAAGAGAAACAGAAAAGGGCCACAUCACCUGUUUCAGAAGGAGAGCCAGUUCCUCAAGUCAGGGUACCAAGUCAUGUUCCUUUCCUGCUAAUUGGAGGAGGUACAGCUGCUUUUGCUGCAGCCAGAUCCAUCCGGGCUCGGGAUCCUGGGGCCAGGGUACUGAUUGUAUCUGAAGAUCCUGAGCUGCCAUACAUGCGGCCUCCUCUGUCAAAAGAACUGUGGUUUUCAGAUGACCCAAAUGUCACAAAGACACUGCGAUUCAGACAGUGGAAUGGAAAAGAGAGAAGCCUGCCUCACAUUGAGAAUGGUGGUGUGGCCGUCCUCACUGGGAAGAAGGUGGUACAGCUGGAUGUGAGAGGCAACACGGUGAAACUGAACGAUGGCUCUCAAAUAACCUAUGAAAAGUGCUUGAUUGCCACAGGAGGCACUCCAAGAAAUCUGUCUGCCAUUGACAGGGCAGGAGCAGAGGUGAGGAGUAGGACAACGCUGUUCAGAAAGAUUGGAGACUUUAGAGCCUUGGAGAAGAUCUCACGAGAAGUCAAGUCAAUUACAAUUAUUGGUGGGGGCUUCCUCGGUAGCGAACUGGCCUGUGCCCUUGGCAGAAAGGCUCAAGCCUUGGGCACAGAAGUGAUUCAGCUCUUCCCUGAGAAAGGAAACAUGGGAAAGAUCCUUCCUGAAUACCUCAGCAAUUGGACCAUGGAAAAAGUCAGACGAGAGGGGGUUAAGGUGAUGCCCAAUGCGAUUGUGCAAUCAGUUGGAGUCAGCGGUGGCAGGUUACUCAUCAAGCUGAAAGACGGCAGGAAGGUGGAAACUGACCACAUAGUGGCAGCUGUGGGUCUGGAGCCCAAUGUUGAGUUGGCCAAGACUGGUGGGCUGGAAAUAGACUCAGAUUUUGGUGGCUUCCGGGUGAAUGCAGAGCUACAAGCACGCUCCAACAUCUGGGUGGCAGGAGAUGCUGCGUGCUUCUAUGAUAUAAAGUUGGGUAGGAGGCGGGUAGAGCACCAUGAUCACGCUGUUGUGAGCGGAAGAUUGGCUGGAGAAAAUAUGACCGGCGCUGCUAAGCCAUACUGGCAUCAGUCGAUGUUCUGGAGUGAUUUGGGUCCUGAUGUUGGCUAUGAAGCUAUUGGCCUUGUGGACAGUAGUUUGCCCACAGUUGGUGUUUUUGCAAAAGCAACUGCACAAGACAACCCAAAAUCUGCCACCGAGCAGUCAGGGACUGGUAUCCGAUCAGAGAGUGAGACAGAGGCUGAGGCCUCAGACAUCGCUAUUCCUCCAAGCAGCCCAGCAGUCCCACAGGCCCCCACUGAAGGGGAGGACUAUGGCAAAGGUGUCAUCUUCUACCUCAGGGACAAUGUGGUGGUGGGGAUCGUGCUAUGGAACAUCUUUAACCGAAUGCCGAUAGCAAGAAAGAUCAUUAAGGAUGGUGAGCAACAUGAAGAUCUCAAUGAAGUGGCCAAACUCUUCAACAUUCAUGAAGACUAA
Molecule: messenger RNA, 1800 nt
Organism: Orycteropus afer afer
Lineage: Eukaryota; Metazoa; Chordata; Mammalia; Tubulidentata; Orycteropodidae
Gene: AIFM1
Product: apoptosis inducing factor mitochondria associated 1
Exons: 16
Coding region: 1-1800 (599 amino acids)
Biological process (GO): apoptotic process; mitochondrial respiratory chain complex assembly
Cellular component (GO): mitochondrion; cytoplasm
Molecular function (GO): FAD binding; protein dimerization activity; NAD(P)H oxidase H2O2-forming activity
Source: RefSeq, a predicted model, not a curated record